Messenger RNA from Onychomys torridus (southern grasshopper mouse), 3772 nucleotides. RefSeq names its product cap methyltransferase 1 (gene Cmtr1). Gene Ontology annotation, molecular function: protein binding; methyltransferase cap1 activity; nucleic acid binding. The transcript has 24 exons. Bases 180 to 2693 code for a protein of 837 amino acids. Gene Ontology annotation, biological process: 7-methylguanosine mRNA capping. The record is from RefSeq and is a predicted model, not a curated record. Gene Ontology annotation, cellular component: nucleus; cytoplasm. Lineage: Eukaryota; Metazoa; Chordata; Mammalia; Rodentia; Cricetidae.
GCGGCGCCGCCCGCGGGGCGGGAUCGGAGCGCGACCGCGCAGCUGGCCGGCCCUGGGAGGAAACGAAAGUGAGGGAGGAGGAGGAGGUUGCAGGGCCAGGCCAGGCCCGGCGGCGACAGUGGCGGCCUGAGCCCCUCGUCUCCGCUCGCCGGCAGCUCGCCCCAUCCCCUCAGCUAACAAUGAAGAGGAGAACUGACCCAGAAUGCACUGCCCCCCUCAAGAAACAGAAGCGAAUUGGGGAAUUUGCCCGGCACCUCAGCUCCACAUCUGAUGAUGAACCUCUCUCCUCUGUCAAUCAUGCAGCAAAAGCAUCUUCUACAAGCCUUAGUGGAUCUGACAGUGAGACCGAGGGGAAGCAGCCCUGCUCUGAUAGUUUCAAAGAUGCCUUCAAAGUGGAUUCCCUGGUGGAGGGGACGUCUUCUCGCUAUUCCAUGUACAAUAGUGUUUCUCAGAAACUUAUGGCCAAGAUGGGCUUCAGGGAAGGGGAAGGAUUAGGUAAAUACAGCCAGGGUCGGAAGGACAUCGUGGAGACCUCCAAUCAGAAAGGCCGACGUGGUUUGGGUCUGACACUGCAGGGCUUUGAUCGGGAGCUGAAUGUGAAUUGGCGGGAUGAGCCAGAGCCCAGUGCCUGUGAGCAGGUGUCGUGGUUUCCAGAAUGUACUACUGAAAUUCCUGACUCUCGGGAAAUGAGUGACUGGAUGGUUGUGGGAAAGAGAAAGAUGGUUAUUGAAGAUGAAACAGAGUUCUGUGGGGAAGAACUGCUUCACAAUGUGCUGAAAUGUAAGAGUGUGUUUGACAUCCUGGAUGGGGAGGAGAUGAGGCGAGCCCGCACCAGAGCCAAUCCCUAUGAGAUGAUCCGAGGAGUCUUCUUCCUUAACAGGGCAGCAAUGAAGAUGGCUAACAUGGAUUUUGUGUUUGAUCGCAUGUUCACAAACCCCCUGGACUCUCGUGGGAAGCCACUGGUGAAGGACCGGGACAUUGACCUUCUGUACUUUGCUGAUGUCUGCGCAGGCCCAGGUGGCUUCUCCGAGUACGUGCUGUGGAGGAAGAAGUGGCAUGCCAAAGGCUUUGGGAUGACUCUGAAGGGCCCUAACGACUUCAAACUGGAGGACUUCUACUCGGCCUCCAGCGAGCUCUUCGAGCCUUACUACGGUGAGGGCGGAGUCGAUGGAGACGGAGAUAUCACCCGCCCAGAAAACAUCAAUGCAUUUCGGAAUUUUGUCCUGGACAACACAGAUCGCAAGGGUGUCCACUUUCUCAUGGCAGAUGGGGGGUUCUCUGUGGAGGGGCAGGAAAACCUGCAGGAGAUCCUCAGCAAGCAGCUGCUGCUCUGUCAGUUCCUGAUGGCGCUGUCUGUUGUCCGCACAGGGGGCCACUUCAUCUGCAAAACCUUUGACCUCUUCACACCCUUCAGUGUGGGGCUCAUCUACCUGCUGUACUGCUGCUUUGAACGAGUGUGUCUCUUCAAGCCCAUCACCAGCCGGCCUGCCAACUCAGAGCGGUAUGUGGUGUGCAAAGGUCUGAAGGUGGGUAUAGACGACGUGCGGGAGUACCUCUUCUCUGUGAAUAUUAAGCUCAAUCAGCUGAGAAACACUGAGUCGGAUGUCAACCUGGUAGUUCCCUUGACGGUGAUCAAAGGAGACCAUGAAUUCAGUGACUACAUGAUACGGUCUAAUGAGAGCCACUGCAGCCUGCAGAUCAAAGCUCUGGCCAAAAUCCAUGCCUUUGUACAAGACACCACCCUGAGUGAGCCUAGGCAGGCAGAGAUCCGGAAAGAAUGUCUGCGACUGUGGGAGAUACCAGACCGGGCUCGAGUUGCUCCUUCUUCUUCAGACCCAAAAUUCAAGUUUUUUGAGCUAAUCAAGGACACUGACAUCAACAUCUUCAGCUACAAGCCCACGAUGCUCACUGCCAAAACCCUGGAGAAGAUCCGUCCUGUGUUGGACUAUCGUUGUAUGGUGUCUGGCAGCGAGCAGAAAUUCCUCCUGGGUCUGGGGAAGUCCCAGAUCUACACAUGGGAUGGCCGCCAGUCUGACCGCUGGGUAAAGCUGGACCUGAAGACAGAGCUGCCCCGGGACACACUGCUCUGUGUGGAAAUUGUGCAUGAGCUCAAAGGGGAGGGGAAGGCCCAGCGGAAGAUCAGUGCGAUCCAUAUCCUCGAUGUUCUGGUGCUGAAUGGCAGCGAUGUCAGGGAGCAGCACUUCAACCAGAGAAUUCAGCUUGCUGAGAAAUUUGUGAAAGCAGUUUCCAAGCCCAGUCGACCUGACAUGAAUCCUAUCAGGGUAAAGGAGGUGUACAGGCUGGAGGAGAUGGAGAAGAUCUUUGUCAGGUUGGAAAUGAAACUCAUCAAGGGCUCUGGGGGCACCCCAAAGCUCAGCUACACAGGACGGGACGACCGGCACUUUGUGCCUACAGGCCUCUACAUUGUCAGGACUAUGAACGAGCCAUGGACCAUGGCCUUAAGCAAGAGCUUCAAAAAGAAGUUCUUCUACAACAAGAAAACCCAGAGCUCUACGUUUGAACUCCCUGCAGAUUCCAUUGCCCCAUUUCAUACCUGCUACUACAGCCGGCUCUUCUGGGAGUGGGGAGAUGGCUUCCAUAUGCGUGACUCCCAGAAGCCUCAGGAUCCAGACAAGCUGUCCAAGGAGGACGUCCUUUCUUUCAUCCAGAGUCACAAUCCUGGAGGAUCUUAGGAUCUCCACCUCAUGAAUGUCCUGCCAUUCUCAAGGCAGGGCCCUGUGUCUGGUUCCUUCUGCCUCUUGGAAAGGAACUGGGAAUGCUCUCCCUGGUCUUGAGGGAGAUGGGCUCCUCUCCAUUCCCAAGUAGCUCAAUCAGGGUCUUUAGAGGACAUAUCCUUGUGGAACUCUGCUACCUGAGAACUGACACCAUCAGGAGUCAGCCUGAAAGCAGCUGCUUGGGGCAGGUCAGUGCCCAGCCAUUCCCUCUGGAAUUUGUAGACUCUGUUUUCUGAGUUCCAUUCUCUGCCUCUGAGGGCAGUCAGGCCGUCUUUCCCAACUUUUACCAGGCCAGCUAAGCAAGGAGGCCCACCAUCGUGCGCUGGCCACGAGCGGCUGUCAUACAAAUCAAGAGUUUUAGUUCUCUCUCCCACUCCAUCCUGGAGUUCAUCCUGGCAGACUGGGAAGGAGUGAGGGCCCAGCCAGCACCCCUGACACACCGGAGUCUGGGGUCCUGGGUGUGACUGUGACUGUCUCUUGAGGUGUAGGGCUCUCAUGGGUCUGCCUGUUGUGUUCUAAAUACUGGGCAGCCUUGAAGACCUGCCCUUUCUCUCCCUCAGCAGUAACAGAAGAUACCCCCUCCAGGGUAGGUGUAGCACCAGCCCUCAGGCAGUUCAGGCCACCUGAAGAAGCUCUUGGCAGAGCCUUGAGCUAGUGGUAGCUCUGGUGCCCCCUCCUCUCCACUAAGAGGUACAUACAAUGUAGUCACUCCAUUUCCUCUGUCUCUUUAAGAGGGAGGAAGGGCAGCAGCUUUGGGUUUGGGGAGGGUACCUGUGGUUGUUUUUAAUGGGAGGUACCUUUCAAGAGAUGUUCACACAGGUCCCGAGGGCCCCAUGCCAGCACCAGGCUGGUUUCCAUGGAGAUAGGGCAUCGAGGCACCUGUGAGGUUGGAAUUGACUCCAAUUGGAGGUCCCUUCUGCCAGCCCCUACCCCUAAGCCAGCAGCAACAGUGCUAGGAUGCCAUAUUUCCACCCUGUUCUGGGCCUAUCAGUGUCUUGCAGAAUCUUGGAUCAUUAAACAUAUUUUUAUUGCUUGUG